Vicia faba (fava bean) is the source of this 1239-nucleotide messenger RNA. The record is from the annotation of a GenBank genome assembly. NCBI's taxonomy places the organism in Eukaryota, Viridiplantae, Streptophyta, Magnoliopsida, Fabales, Fabaceae.
AUGUGGAGAGAGACAGUGUGCGUUGUGGUUGUGUGGGUCAUACGGAGGUGGCUGAUGCAGAGAGGGUCUCUAUGUUUGCGGAGAUGUGGCUAUGACCCAACAAGGGCACCAUUGUGGUUGGUGACAGUGACCAGUUAUGCACUGUGGCUAGUCGGUGGUGACAUUAUGUAUGGCGUGGAUUCGAAUCUGUAUGUGUCGGUCUCGAGAAAGCUCCAUCAGAGAGCGCCAUCAGAGAAUUGGUAUUACAGGAUACUGCUGCUUAUGACAGGUCAGUUGGAAAAUGCAACAGUUGUUGUUGAUGCAUUGUCUGUAUGUAUGACUAUCAAUGAAUUGGAAUUGAUUCCAUUUGCCUUCUUUGCCGGUACCGGCCCUAUAAUGAUGAGUGCCGGAGAAUUAGAAAGUGAAAAUGCUGGAGAGCCUGCAAAGUUGAUUAGGCAAAGGUACCGCGAGGCAGCCGACAUUAUCAAAAAAGGAAAGAUGUGUUGUCUUUUCAUCAAUGAUCUUGAUGCAGGAGCUGGUAGACUUGGUGGAACUACUCAAUACACAGUCAACAACCAGAUGGUAAAUGCAACCCUCAUGAACAUUGCUGACAACCCUACCAAUGUUCAACUUCCGGGUAUGUACAACAAGGAAGAAAAUCCUCGCGUCCCUAUUGUCGUAACUGGCAAUGACUUCUCUACAUUGUAUGCUCCUUUAAUACGUGAUGGACGUAUGGAAAAAUUCUACUGGGCGCCUACUCGCGAGGAUAGGAUUGGUGUCUGUCAAGGUAUUUUCAGGUCAGAUGGUGUCCCUAAGGAUGGCAUUGUCAAGAUUGUCGACACAUUCCCUGGACAGUCAAUCGACUUUUUUGGUGCCUUGAGGGCUAGGGUGUAUGAUGACGAAGUGAGGAAAUGGAUUUCUGGUGUUGGUGUGGAGCAUAUUGGAAAAAGGCUUGUGAAUUCAAAGGAUGGACCACCAACUUUUGAGCAGCCUAAGAUGACUAUUGAGAAGUUACUAGAGUAUGGAAAUAUGUUGGUUCAAGAACAAGAGAAUGUGAAGAGGGUUCAGUUAGCUGACAAAUACCUCGGCGAGGCAGCUCUUGGAGACGCGAAUGAAGAUGCUAUCAAGACUGGAAACUUCUACGGACAAGGAGCUCAGCAAGUUGCUUUUCCUGUACAGGAAGGUUACGCCGACCCUUAUGCAGAAAACUAUGAUCCAACGGUCAGAAGUGACGAUGGAAGCUGCUCAUACAAUUUGUAG